AAAGUUACUUAAAGCAAGUUACGUAAAUAAUAUCAAUUUUCAAAAAAAAAAAAAAAAUUCGGUUUUAAAUUACAAUGGAUGCUACAAAGGAGCCUGCCAUGAAUAAAAACAAUACAGGCGAGUGCCUUGGCUUAGUGGAGGUCACAUAUCCCAUUGCGGUCAAGUACUGCGGACACUGCUCCAUGCCCAUCGAGUAUUGUGAGUUUUACUCCGAGUAUGACAAAUGCAAGGAGUGGCUGGCAAAGAAUUAUCCCGAAGACUAUGAGAAACUGCAGCUGAGAGAGGCCGAAGAUGAUGCUGCUCCUGGUGUGGAUGCCGAAAAGAAACGCCAGAAACGCGGCGGGAAAGGACUGCUGCGCAUCAAGAAGGACAACAGCGAUGAUGAUGCACCCAAACGCAUUCGACUUUCAUGCACAAUGCGUGGCAAGAACAAGCGGGUGACCAUUGUUGCUGGCCUGGGCGCAUUCAAGAUCGAUUUACGUGCCGCGGCCAAGUUUUUUGGCAGUAAAUUUGCCUGCGGCUCCUCGGUGACCGGCGACAAUGAGAUUGUUAUACAGGGCGAUGUGAAGGAUGAAUUGUUCAAGGUAAUACCCGAAAAGUGGUUGGAGGUGCCAAAGGAGGCAAUGGAGGAUUGUGGCGAGGGCAAAAGGAGUCAUCAGAAUUAAACGAAAAGAAAGGCUUGAGCUCAA
Molecule: messenger RNA, 689 nt
Organism: Drosophila novamexicana
Lineage: Eukaryota; Metazoa; Arthropoda; Insecta; Diptera; Drosophilidae
Product: density-regulated protein homolog
Exons: 1
Coding region: 75-665 (196 amino acids)
Biological process (GO): formation of translation preinitiation complex; translation reinitiation
Molecular function (GO): translation initiation factor activity; mRNA binding
Source: RefSeq, a predicted model, not a curated record